Molecule: messenger RNA, 3407 nt
Organism: Corapipo altera (White-ruffed manakin)
Lineage: Eukaryota; Metazoa; Chordata; Aves; Passeriformes; Pipridae
Product: G protein-coupled receptor kinase 5-like
Exons: 16
Coding region: 40-1851 (603 amino acids)
Biological process (GO): protein phosphorylation; signal transduction; regulation of signal transduction
Cellular component (GO): cytoplasm
Molecular function (GO): ATP binding; G protein-coupled receptor kinase activity
Source: RefSeq, a predicted model, not a curated record
CGGCCGGUGGCGGCGGGAGGCGCCCGGACCGCGCCGGGCAUGGUGUGCGGGGACCCCCGCACCAUGGAGCUGGAGAACAUCGUGGCCAACACCGUCCUGCUCAAGGCACGGGAAGGAGGUGGCAGCAAGAGGAAAGGCCGGAGCAAGAAGUGGAGGGAGAUCCUGCGGUUCCCGCACAUCAACCAGUGCGACGAGCUGCGGAAGGGCCUGGAGCAGGACUACGGCAGCCUGUGCCAGCGGCAGCCCAUCGGCCGCCUGCUCUUCCGGCAGUUCUGUGAGACGCGGCCGGAGCUCCUGCGCUGCAUCCGCUUCCUGGACGCCGUGGAGGAGUACGAACUCUCCCCAGAUGAGAAGCGGAAGGAGAUGGGGGAAGAGAUCAUCCAGCGGUUCCUCAGGCAGGAGUCCCCAGAUUCCCUGCCUGAGGUGGGCCACCCCCACGCCAGUGAGUACCUGCAGGACCUGCAGAAGAGCCCCUGCAAGGACCUGUUCAGCAGCUGCCUGCGCCCCCUGCACCAGUUCCUGAGUGGGGACCCCUUUGCUGACUACCGGGCCAGCAUGUACUUCGACCGGUUCCUGCAGUGGAAGUACCUGGAGAGGCAGGCUGUCACCAAGGACACCUUCCGGCAGUACCGGAUCCUGGGCAAGGGCGGGUUCGGAGAGGUGUGCGCCUGCCAGGUGCGGGCCACGGGCAAGAUGUAUGCCUGCAAGAAACUGGAGAAGAAGCGGAUCAAGAAGCGGAAAGGGGAGGCGAUGGCCCUGAACGAGAAGCAGAUCCUGGAGAAGGUCAACAGCCGGUUCGUGGUGAGCCUGGCCUAUGCCUACGAGACGAAGGAUGCUCUGUGCCUGGUGCUGACCAUCAUGAACGGGGGAGACCUCAAGUUCCACAUCUACAACAUGGGGAACCCGGGCUUUGAGGACAAGCGCGUGGCCUUCUACGCAGCAGAGAUCUGCUGUGGGCUCCAGCACCUGCACCAGGAGGGCAUCGUCUACAGGGACCUGAAGCCGGAGAAUAUCCUGCUGGAUGACAAUGGCCACAUCAGGAUCUCUGACCUGGGGCUGGCUGUCAAGAUCCCUGAGGGUGAGACCAUCCGCGGCCGCGUGGGCACCGUCGGCUACAUGGCCCCGGAGGUGAUCAGCAACGAGCGCUACACCUUCAGCCCCGACUGGUGGGGCCUGGGCUGCCUGGUGUACGAGAUGAUCGAGGGGCAGUCGCCCUUCCGCGCCCGUAAGGAGCGGGUGAAGCGGGAGGAGGUGGAGAAGCGGGUGCAGGAGGAGCAGGAGCUCUACUCGGACAAGUUCAGCGAGGACGCUCAGGCCAUCUGCAAGUUGCUCCUGGCCAAGGACCCCGGGGUGCGGCUGGGCUGCGGGGCCGGCGGGGCGGCCGAGGUGAAGCAACAUCCCUUCUUCAGGACCAUCAACUUCAAGCGGCUGGAGGCCGGAAUCAUGACCCCCCCCUUCGUGCCGGACCCUCGGGCGGUUUAUUGCAAGGACGUGCUGGACAUCGAGCAGUUCUCCACGGUGAAGGGCGUCAACUUGGACCAAACCGACAGUGAUUUCUACGCCAAAUUCGCCACGGGCAGCGUCUCCAUCCCCUGGCAGAACGAGAUGAUCGAGACCGAGUGUUUCAAGGACCUCAACGUGUUUGGGCCCAGCGGGACCCGCUCCCCCGACCUGGACUGGCAGCGGCUGCCCGAGCCCCCCAAGCGCAGCCUUUUGCAGCGGCUCUUCCGCCGACACCCGGCUGACUACACCAUUGGCACCUCUGUCCACCUCCCCAGCCCGGCUGCUGUGAACUCACACCCUCCUGCGGCCAAAUCCUCCUGCCAGGCACCAGCACCGGCACCAUCUUGACCCCUCGGGGGGCCCCCGGCCCCCGUGUGCCCUCUCAGGGUUAUCCCAGAGCAGUGCCAGGGCCGGGGGCUCCAGGGAUGCUCACGGAGGGGAGGGGGACGCUGGCACGGACUGAUGUGUGUGGGCAGGGGGCGAUGGGGGCAGAGGGGUGGAAGCUGCCUUGACCCCAACCCUGCCAACUCCCCACCCCUCCAGCCUGUUCCUGGGGGCUUCCACUGCAGGACCACCUCCCACCAGCUCCCCUCCCCACUGCCAGGGGAGGGGGCCAGGGCACAGACCUGUUUCUGCUGCUUUUGAGCCCAUUAUCUUAUCGCCGGGUCAGAGCGUGACCUCUGCGGGCAUCGGGGAGGGGCUGCGGUUUCUCUGCACUCUCCAAAUAGCAACACGGGCAGCCUUGGAGUGGGGGGACACCCCGGCCCCCCCGGCCGUGCUGCAGCAGGAGGGACGGGGUCACCCCGACAGAGCUUCCCUCCAGAGAAGCACGGCCUCCCCUGCUCCGGCCACUGCCAUGGGAAGCGGGCUGGGAGAGUGGAAUUUUCUCGAAGAUGGCUGGGCAAGGGGGGGUGAGGGGCUCCCCCCAUCCUCACGAGGCAGCUCCGGGCAGCCUCAGGGUUCCUGGGCCCCCCAUCUCUUCAGUCCCUGGUGAAUCUCUGGCACCUUUGGUCAGCGUUGAUCCAGUUUUGUAAAUUUUGUACAUUUGUGAAUAUUUGUACCUCGAGCCCUGUUGUACAUUUUUUAAGCGAAAAGCUGCAAACAGAGCUGCGUGGUGACUUUGUGGAGGAACUUGAGGGGCAUUUCGGGGGGGCUGUGGGGGCUUUCUCAGGUGUUUUACCUCCCCCAGCAUGUUCUCCCUCCUCCUUGCCCUGCGGGAUGUGGGUGGGGGGUGCUGGGUGCCCAUCCCGGGGUGGGGCUGUGCUGGUUUCCCAGGCAUCCCCUUGCUGGCACGCGGGACAUGGCCACGUGCUGCCCGUGCCCCCAGCCCUGUCCCCAGAAGAGCAGGACUCAGCCGAGGGGCCGGCUGGGUCCAGGCAGGUCCGAGCUUUGGCCAGAGCCUUGUCCUGCCCCGCUGCUGGAGCUCGGUGGGCUCAGCCGGCCAGGCCAGCUGUGUUCUGAUGGAGAGGCGCCUUCCUGGUGCCCAAAGUAGGUGCUGGGACCCCAAUCCCAUCCCUGGUGCCUGUGGCACUGCUGCUGCUCCUCCUGGCCACCCUCGGUGCCCCCCUGCUGCUGUUCCUUUCCCUCGCAGGCUCGGUGCAUGCAUCAGCGUGGGGACCUCAAGGGACAUCCAGAGGAGAUGCUGAGGUCACAUCAGGAGCUGGUGAGGGUCCUGGGUGUGUCCCAGAUCACCAGACCCCCCUGAGGGUUCUGGAAUCCUUUCUGGAGUCCCCUUGUGGCGCCCUGGGGAUGGGUCACCUGGAGCAUUUCCCUCGUGUGCUGUGGCACAGUGUGACUUGUCCUCAUGUCCCCUCCCCAGGGGCAGAGAGGGGCUCGUGCCCCUCCAGCCCCCCCAGCCCAGAGCCAGAGGGGUGGCUCUGCCCGGGCUGUUUUGGUUCUUCUCA